CCGGAAGUUGUUUUCUGACUACUUUUCUCUCUAGCUUCACGGGUGCUGUUGGACUGAUUAAGAGGCAAUGGCUGAGGGACACUCUGUCGAGGAUUAUCCAACUGAAAUUGAGGAGUCCCUCACCGGGUUUGAGUCUUCUGUGGGCUCAGUUCAAAAUGUGAUCCAAACCCUCAUGUCUGUGUCUAAGGGCGACCAUUUAAAGCUUGAACCACUUGAGCAAGCCAAACUGGACCUAAUGUCAGCAUACACUCUUAACUCUCUGUUUUGGAUGUACCUGGUGACGCAAGGAGUGAAUCCAAAAGAACAUGGAAUCAAACAAGAACUGGAGAGAAACCGAACUUACAUGAACAGGAUAAAAGAGAUCACAGAUAAGAAAAAGGCAGCUCGCCUGGACAAAGACGCAGCAUCUCGGUUUGUCAGGAACGCAUUGUGGGACGAAGACAAAGCCAAAGCAAAAGCCAAGGGUGACGCAGAGCGGCCCAGCAAGGCUAAGCAGAGGAAACUGAGUUGAGGAGUGCAGUGCUGAAAGACUAUACUGUACACAUGCACACAAUGUGUGAAUUUAUUACUGAUGAGGUUUCUCUCAUCACCAUUUGCUCUCUAGCCUCACAGCUGAAUCUGGUUGUUCAGGCUGUAGUUUUGUUGAUUGACGUGUUUAUGAUACAGUGUCACUGGGAAACAGAUGUUUUAAAAUGCCACCAGCCGAGGCGGUUAUGUUUAUAUAAUACAUAUUAUGAACAUUAAUCAUUUUGGAUGGAAUACAAGUGACAAUUGAUUGGUUGUAACUAGUGCAGAUUUUUUCUUGUUAAUAUUUUAAGUUUGAAGUUUUGAUCUGUAGCAAUCUUAAACAGAUAGCAGGCUGUGAUUUUUCUGACUUGUUUAUACUAUGUCAAUACAACAGCAAAAAUA
Trichomycterus rosablanca is the source of this 909-nucleotide messenger RNA. RefSeq names its product C1D nuclear receptor corepressor (gene c1d). Gene Ontology annotation, biological process: regulation of gene expression; maturation of 5.8S rRNA. Gene Ontology annotation, molecular function: DNA binding; RNA binding. Gene Ontology annotation, cellular component: nucleolus; exosome (RNase complex). The coding region runs from base 68 to 511 and encodes 147 amino acids. NCBI's taxonomy places the organism in Eukaryota, Metazoa, Chordata, Actinopteri, Siluriformes, Trichomycteridae. The record is from RefSeq and is a predicted model, not a curated record. The transcript is spliced from 5 exons.